This is a messenger RNA of Closterium sp. Naga37s-1, 4431 nucleotides long. NCBI's taxonomy places the organism in Eukaryota, Viridiplantae, Streptophyta, Zygnematophyceae, Desmidiales, Closteriaceae. The record is from the annotation of a GenBank genome assembly.
AUGGAGUCGCAGCUUCGCUUUCUCCUCGCACACGUGCGCAUGGGCCACCAGCGGCGCUACCAGACGUGGUUUGCCACCCGGUUUCUCGCCGCCCCGGAGAGCGAGUCCCUCGUGGCGGAUUUGAUUCGUUUCGUCUGCUGCUCGGUGCAUCCGACCAAUCAGGUGCUGCAAUCCGACGUGGUGCCACGCUGGGCGAUUGUCGGUUGGCUGCUCAAAUGCUGCAGAAGCUGCCACAUGGAGGCAAAUGCCAAGCUGGCGCUCUUCUACGAUUGGCUCUUCUUCAUGCCCAAGACAGACAACAUCAUGAACAUCGAACCCGCGAUGCUGUGCAUGGUCCAUUCCCUUCCCAAAUACGCCAUUAUGACCAACUCCCUCCUGGAAUUCCUCUUCCUUCUCCUAGAUAACUACGACGCGGCGCAUAGAGACGUGAUUCUCCGCGGAAUUUCCGCCUCGAUCGACAUUUUGGUCGGCAAGGGAGUCGUGCCUAGUCUCGAGCCGCUAGCCACAAGCGGCUUCAUUCCGACGAAGCUUCGUGAGCGGCUUCAGGCGCUUUUUCCUGCGCAUUGUCGGCUCGACGCGUCUCCCCAUCGGUACUUACCUCCCUCGCCCCUGCAUGACCCGCACCAUGCGGAAAGAGCUGCGGCGGCGGGAAUACCUGGGGGAGGGGGAGGGGCAGUGGGGAGAGGGGGCCAAGCGCGGGGGAGCGGGGCUUUGGUGAAGUCCCCAAGCCCUUCCCCCCCGCAUUUGGCAGCGGAGAGGGACGGCAUGGGGAAUAUUGUUGGCAGCGGAGCGGGGAUAAGGGCGGCGGAGGAACAGCGAGGCAAGGAAGGGCAGGUGGCGGAGUUGGGGGAAGUGGGGGAAGUGGGCGCAGGCGUUAGCGGAAGCCAUCCUGUGGGUGGUUCUGCUGCUGCAGCCGUUGCCGGGAAGGGCGCGGUUGACGCAAGUGGGUCCAUCACUGGCGCGAGGGCGGCGGAAGAUGCGGAAAUGGGGGAGGCUAGCGCUGCAGGGGAAGACCAGGCUGGUGGAAAAGGCCCUGGCGGAGCGGGGAAACGUAGCAAGUCUCCGGAGGGCGCAGAGAUGGAACUAGGGGAGCGCGCCGGAGGGGAGAGCGAGGCGGCGGAGGGAGGGAGUGGUAAAAGGGAGCGGAAGAGGAAGAGGGAGGAGAAGGAGGAAGGGGAGGAGGAAGCGGAGGAGGGAGGGGAUGUGGAGGCUGGGGAGGUGGAGGGAGGGGAGGUGGUGGAGGAGGAAGGGAAAAGAGAGCAUAGCGAGGAGAGAGAGGGCAUGGACGAGGAGAUGAGGGCUAUAGAGGGAAUGGUUAAGGGUAUGGAAGAAGCUGCGGAGGCAGGGGACGGGGCGAAGGUCAUUGGCGGAUUCAAGGCGUUCCUGGUGGCUUUAAGAGGCGAGUAUCCAGUCAGUGAAGGUGGCGGGCGGAAGCCGCAGGGGGAAGCUGAGGGGAAGGCGCAAGGGAAUGAGCACGGGGAACUGGAGGGCGGGCAGGAGAUGGAAAAAGAGGGCAAAGGGGGGACGGGGGGAACUGUAGGGAGGGCGAGGGAGGGGCGACCUGUGGUGAAAGAGGAACAACGGGAUGAGGAAGACGCGCGGUUGGAUGAGGAACGAUCUGACAGGAGCGUCGACUCGGAUGUGACUACAGAAAGAGGCACUACAGAGGGGGAGACGGCGAGCGAUGCUUGCGAGGAUGGCAGGAAAGGGGAGGAAGCAACGGCGACAGCAGCAGAAGCAGCAGCCGACGGGGCAGCCUCCCUAUCUCCUAGUCGGUUGAACGAGCUGCUGCUGCCGCUACCCCAUCUUCCUGCCACCUUGGGAACCUCGGAAGGUGCUUCUAGGGACGGUGUCACUGGGAACGAUGCUUCUGGGGAUGAGGCUGCUACUGGGAAGGAUGCUUCUGGGAGUGGUGCGUCCGAGGACGGUGCAUCUGGGAACGGUGUAUCUGCUGGUGCAGCUGGUGUGAAGGCGAAGCUUGGAACGCCAUACCCGCUAGAAGGCGCCGCGUUAUCAAGCUGGACGUCAACGUUGAUGGUUCUGCACGAGUAUGUUUUGCAGAAUGAGUGGUGGCGGAGAGAAUGGAGGGAGGGUGGUGGUGGGGAGGAUGGGGAGGAGAACCAGGGGGAGCAGAGAGAAGAGGCGAAUGCGAUGGAGACUACAGGAGGGGAGGAGGGCCAGCGGAGUGGAAAAGGAAAAGAAGAUGGGGAGGCCGAGCAGGACGGUGAGGCGACUGACAAGGACAAGGGUGAAUGCGGUGGGUAUGACUUGAACUUCUUGCUGCCAGUAGAGGAGCUGCUUAUAUCGUGGCAUGACAUGGGCAAGCCGGUUACUGCCUGGUUACUGUGUGUGGGUGCAGCAGCAACGGAGAAAGAGCAACUGAGUGCGGCCGAUGCACUUGCAGCAGCAGCCAGGGCAGCUAGUGGUACAGAAGUUGCUACUAAGCCUGCGUCUUCAGUUGAUGCCCGUUCGAAAAAGGAUACUCAGGGGGCUGGGUCCCCGACUGGAGGGGAGGGCAGAGAGGAGAGUGACGAGGGUGGGGAACAAAGAGGGGGGUGUAGGGGGGUGCCAGCAGAAGUGGUUUUUGGUUUCUAUGAGCGCCUGGUUAUGCUGUGCUGGGAGCGAGGUGAGGAAGGGAGCAAUGAGGAAGAGGAUGCGAAGGAUGAGGGGAGGGAUGAGGGGAGGAAUGAAGGGAGAGAUGAGGGAAGUGGUGAGGGAAGCGGUACGGAGAAAGAUGGAGGUGGAGAUGGGGGGGAUGGGCGUAAGGGUGGAUUAGUGGGCAAGGGAAAGAAAGGAGGCAUUGGUGCAGGCAAGCAGGCUUCGUCAGCAGGUGCAGCAGGCAUCUCAGGAGGACCAGGAGCAGCAGAAGGAAGAGGAGCAGCAUCGGAGGAAAAAGCAGAGGGAGAGCAGAAGCGAGAGGAAGAGCAGAAGCGGGAGGUCAAAGUGCCACCAAGGAAAAGGUGGUCAUCUAUACAGGAAAAGGAGGAUAAGGAGGCGAGGGAAGCAAGCCAGAAGCAGAAGCGAGAGGAAGAGCAGAAGCGGGAGGAAGAGCAAAAGCGAGAGGCAGAGCAGAAGCAGGAGGAAGAGAAGAAGCGAGAGGGAGAGCAAAAGCGGGAGGAAGAGCAGAAGCGGGAGGAAGAGGAGCAGCUAGAGGAAGAGGAUGAGAUAGAUAAAGAGCUGGAACAGAAGCUGCAGAAGCUGCGGCAAGAGCAGCGAGAGCAGCGAGAGCAGCAGCGACAGCAGGAAGAUCUGUGGAUGCUGUUAAUUGGAGACAGCUGGUCCUGGGACGGGCAGGAGCAGCAAUGGUUAUGGCAGUUGGCAGCUGCUGAGGCUGCUGGUUGGAUUCACACCAAAAAAGGGCUUGCAGGAGAAGAGAGUGAGGUGUCUCUUCCAUUGCUUUUGCUACAAGCUAGUGCUGCUGCUGCUGCUGCCAGGAGCAAUCCGUCUGCUGAAGCUAACGACAGAAACGCUCCAGGCAGCAAGUUUGCUGCCUCUCCUGGCAAAUAUAGGACAUGGGAAGGGCCAAGUUGCGCGCUCUGGCAGCUACACGGCCGCGAAUUCGCCAUCCUGAGGCGUCGGCUUACCAAGACGACCGCCGCCCAGGCAACCACGUCGCCGUCCCCAGUCCCCCCUAAGAAGAAGAAGAAACCGACACCGAGCCCGGUCAAGGGUAGCAGCGGUAACAGUAAAAAUACGGGCGCCGGCGGCGGCGGCAGCAAGAGCACACCUCAAACGAAAAGCCCGUCAAAAGUAAACAGUAAGAAUUCGGCCGGCGGCGGCGGUGGCGGCAGCAGCAGCAGCAAGGGCACGUCUCAACCGAAAAGCCAGACGAAGGCCAAGAACCCGCCCGAGGUCCAGGAAGGAUCGACGAAAAAGAGCCCGAAUAAGAGCCCUAACAAGAGCCCCGUGAAAAGCCCCAACAAGAGCCCCGAUAAGAGCCCUAACAAGAGCCCGACUAAGGGUCCAAGCAAAAGCCCCGAUAAGAGCCCCGAUAAGAGCCCCAAUAAGAGCCCCAGCAACAGCCCCGAUAAGAGCCCGAGCAAGAGUCCGAGCAAGCCCAAGUCUCCACCAAAGCCGGCAGAGACAAAUGUGACUAAGAGCCCCAAGAGUCCUAAGAAGCCCAAGUCGCCUAAGAGCCCGAAGCCACCGAAGCCCCCGACUCCACCUCCUGCCCCUCCGGCAAUUGAGUGCGAGGCGCACAAGAACGAGCAACUAGUCAUCAUGGAUGGAAAUCUCUUUUUCACGAAUCAGCUGGACAAGUGCGAGUCGUCUUGUAUCGGGGACGCGAAUUGCCUGUACUACACCUUUUCGGGUCUCAGCUGUCAGCUGUUUACAGCGAACAUGACAAUCAAGCCAACCAAGACGUGCUUCUCUAGGAAGUGCCAGUGGGCCAAGUGCAGGGACCCCUCAGAUGGUGAUUACGAGUCAUAG